AUGGCCUCAUUUACUUGUGUUCAUCCUCUGCUCUUGUUGCUCUGUUCCGUCUUACUGUUUCCAACAACCACAACUUCUUCUGAGAGCAACAAAGUCAGAGUUGAUGUCUACUAUGAAACCCUGUGUCCCGACAGUGAAGAUUUCAUCGUCAAGGAUCUGAUCAAGCUCUUUCAAAGUGGGCUCAUCUCCAUAGUUGAUCUCAAGCUCUAUCCCUACGGCAACGCCAAGCUUGGAUCCAACAACACCAUCUAUUGCCAGCAUGGUCCAUCUGAAUGCUUAUUAAACACCGUGGAAGCCUGUGCCAUCAAGAUCUGGCCUGCACUGAAUGAUCAUUUUCCUUUCAUUUAUUGCAUUGAGAGUUUGGUUUACGAGCACAAGUAUCCCCAGUGGGAGUCAUGUUAUGAGAAACUGGGUCUGGAUUCAAAACCUAUUGCUGAAUGCUACAGUAGUGGACUUGGCAAAGAGCUUGAACUACAGUAUGCAGCUGAAACCAGUGCUCUCCAGCCUCCACAUCAGUAUGUGCCAUGGGUAGUUGUGGAUGGACUGCCAAUUUAUGAGGACUACGAAAACUUUCUGACCUACGUCUGCAAUGCUUAUAAUGGCACCACUGCCCUCAAGGCUUGCAGCAAACUAUCCCUUAAUACCAUCCAAAAGGCAAGCACUAAAUCUACGCUUUCAGUUGGUUGUAACGAGGGCAAGAUGCCAGCAUUAUUCGGAAGAAUAAGAUCAACCCUAACAUCGUGGAUGCGUCAGAUGAACAUGGCAAUUUGGAUAUAG
Messenger RNA from Prunus armeniaca (apricot), 777 nucleotides. The record is from the annotation of a GenBank genome assembly. Lineage: Eukaryota; Viridiplantae; Streptophyta; Magnoliopsida; Rosales; Rosaceae.